AUGGAGGCAUACCGAUGCAAAUCCCAUAAUCUGAAUCGGUCGAGUGGUUUCUCCAGUUGUCGAAGCUCUGGUUUGUUGACCCGACCCGCAUCCCCAAACCGGGUCAAUCUUCGCCGACCAGUAACUUCUUCAUCGUUUUCUUCCACGUCAACCGGCGGUUCUAUUUCCGUUCACCGCCGUGAACCACAGCAGAAUAGUGGCCAACAAAAUAAGAAACGACAUUGCAUGUGUGCGCCGACAAAUCAUCCAGGUUCAUUCCGUUGUAGCCUUCACAAGAAUUCAAAUCAGCCCAAAUAUGGCCAUAUCAAUACGACGACAUUGAAUUUGAAUAUUAUGCGGCGAUCGGCGAUGGUGAAUUCGCUCGUUGGGAUUGGAGCCGUUGAAGAUGGCGAAUUGGUAAAGAGGAAACUUAUUGCUUUCAUUAUUUGGCCAUCUAAAUCUAAUUCCUAUCAUCAUAAUCAUAAUCAUAAUCUCAAGCCUACGCACGAUUUUCAGCCUAGGUCAAGCAGGCUCUCCGUUAUGUCCAAGGCCCGAGAUUUUUGA
Molecule: messenger RNA, 543 nt
Organism: Nicotiana tabacum (common tobacco)
Lineage: Eukaryota; Viridiplantae; Streptophyta; Magnoliopsida; Solanales; Solanaceae
Source: RefSeq, a predicted model, not a curated record